Molecule: messenger RNA, 855 nt
Organism: Dermatophagoides pteronyssinus (European house dust mite)
Lineage: Eukaryota; Metazoa; Arthropoda; Arachnida; Sarcoptiformes; Pyroglyphidae
Source: RefSeq, a predicted model, not a curated record
AUCAUCAUCAACAUGGAUAACAAAAUGGAAAAUGAAAAAUUUAAUAAUUUUUUUGAUUUUGAAUUAUUAAUGCAAAAAUAUCAAUCAAAACUAUGGACAAUUCCAUUUAUUGGUGGUAUAUUAUUGUUUAUUUUAUUAAUAUCUUGUUAUUUAAUAACAUCAUUUGUACGUGGUUAUCCAUUAAUUUGGUUAGUCAGUGAUAUUGGUGGUUCAUCACCAGUAGCCGGUUAUUUUUCACAAGGUGUCGAUAUAUUUUGUUUAAUGUUUAUAUUUAGUGCUUAUCUUCGUUGUAAACAAGUGGAAUAUUAUAUUAAACGAAUUAUUAUACGAUCCGAUAAUCAACAAGUUAAUAAUCCAAAAAUGAUUAAAAAAUUACAAGAAAAAAAUUAUCAAUCAUUUAUUAGUGCAAUUAUUUGUUCAAUUGGUUUUAUGAUGAUUGCUAAUUUUAAUACAUAUGAACAUUUUAUUGAACAUAGUAUUGCUACUGGUUUUAUGUUUGGUAUAAUAUUUUUUCUAUUAUCACAGACAUUUAUUGCCGAAAAACUUUAUGAAUGUAAUCAAAUUGAAAGUAGACCAAUUUCAUUAAAAAUUGUAACAUAUAUUAUUACAUUUGGUUGGCCAUUAAUAACAGCAAUAUUUGUUUGUUCAUUAUUAUUGAAUGGUUCAUUAUUUGAUUGGUUUAAAUUGGAACAACGUUUAUAUUGGCCCAGUGAUUCACCAAGUUAUCAUUUAUAUCGUUUUGGUGUUAUUAUUGAAUGGUUAGUUAUAAUGAGCUAUUCACCUGCAUUAAUUAUUUUAAGUUAUCGUAUGCGUUCAUUUAAACAUUGGAAUCUUAUUUUUUAUUAGAAAAAAAAA